UGGGCGGGGUGAUCUCUCAGAGAAGUUUGUACCAUUGGACUUUCCGUACCUUUACGCGAGACGCAUGAACAAUGGGCUUCUGAUGGUCGCAUGCUAGUUUGAUGGGCAAGUGGCGCAUAACACAGAUUUAAAAACUGAAUUUAAAAGAAAGACAAAUCACUAAUACUUCCAAAAAUGAUGAACUACUCAGACUAUGAUUCUGAUGACUAUUCAUCAAAUGAGGAUGAAGAUUAUGUCCCAUCUGAUGACAAUUUGAGUGAAGACGAUAUGAAUGAGUGCGUGCCAGAGGAAGGCUUGGAUGGGGAGGGCCAAGGCGAGCCACAAAGUGAGGGCAUGAAAAAGAAGAAGAAGAAAGGCAAAGAUAUCACAGCGAGGAAGAGGAAGAAAAUUGGACUGAAGCUUGAAGGUGAGGAGGAAGAUGGUGCAAAGCAGCAGGAGGACAAAGCAGAGGAGGUCGAAGAGGCGACCUCUGCCGAGCCUGAAGUAAAGGUUGAGCAGAAGAAGAAGAAGGAGGAUGACCUGUGGGCAAGCUUCUUGAGUGAUGUCGGCCAGCGGCCUAAAGUCAGCGCCACGGAAACAUCAACCAGUACCUCUCAGAAGCCUGCAUCUGUAGAUGGAUCCGGUGAACAAGGCUCAUCAGAGUCCUGCCAGAAAGCACCGAAAGCACAGGCUCCCUCUAAAAUCACCAUCACCAAAGUGUUCGACUUCGCUGGAGAGGAGGUGCGGGUGACCAAAGAGGUGGACGCUGACUCCAAGGAGGCAAAGAGCUACCUGAUCGAACAGAAGAGCCAGCCUGAGCCUGCUGCUCCCGUGCAAUCAAAGCCCACUUCGUCCGCCCCCGCACCCAGUGGGAAAAGGCCGGCAGGGAUGAGCGGCAUCCUGAACCGCAUCGGAGGGAAGAAGCAGAAGAUGAGCACGCUGGAGAAGUCCCGUCUGGACUGGGACACCUUCAAGGACGAGGAGGGCAUCAGCGACGAGCUGGCCAUACACAACCGCGGCAAAGAGGGGUAUGUGGAGAGGAAGAACUUUCUGGAAAGAGUGGACCAGAGAAAGUUCCAGCUGGAGCGAGAAGUCCGUCUGCACAACAUGAAACAAUGACACAGUGAAGCAGUGAUGAGGACACCAUCAAGAGACUACACACACACACACACACACACACACACACACACACACACAGACGGACAAACACACACAGUCUGCUUUUGUUUUCAGAUCACCAUCGCAAUCCACAAUCCAUCGCCCUCCACGCACACUGUUCCUUGCUCUACUGUGUUGAUACAAAAGCAGCCAGUACAUUGCGGUGGCCAUCAUGCCCAGCAGCACCUGUUCCUGUCCACUAAGCAUCACCUGUAUGAAUGGAUGGACGGAUGGAGAUGGGCUCAGACCCAACCGGAUGAAAGGGACAGAACGUUCCCAGAGCUCUGAUUGGACAGUUAUUGAAGAGGGGCGGGCCCAAUGGGGGACACGCAACUGGGUCAACACACUUGAUGAAGAGCUGAAGAGAGAAAGCAGGAACUGGAUAGUGGAUAGAUAGCAGACUUAAAGGAGGACACGUCUCAACCUACAACCCUGUUAUUAGAGGUCCUUGAGUACUGUUGGUGUUGGUGGGGUGACUGGGGGAUGAAAAUCAGUGCAACAUUGUGAUAGCUCUCUCGCUAGUGGUGAGAAGCUACCAUAAGCUCGGUAGCUUCCUUAAGAAGCUACAAAGCUACCAUACGGGGAAGAAGCUGAUGUGGAACUAUGGCGCUUUUUGCACAGCUGAAGAGGCUCAAUAUGCUUUGCAACAUAGACAGGACCCUUACAGAGAUAUCACCAUGCCAGCAUAACUUAGUGAUUCUACAGAAAUGGUAUAAAUUCAGUGUUUGUACAGACUGAACCAGUAUGGCUUUCAUGGGAAGUGAGGUGGGGGAAAAAAAACAGGUCUGUGACUGACUGCAAGUACAAACACUCUGUUUGCGCUGAUCUUGAGUGUGCUCACACUUAAUCAGUCCAGCAGGUAAAGUGGUAUCUCUGUGUGCCUUCUGUCCAUGCCGCACAGCACUUGUAAUGACAUGUUGAGCCUCCUCAGUGGCACCAGGAGCGGUCUACUGUGACCAUAGCUCUGGCCACCCCAUAUAGAAGCUUUAUAGCCGUCUAGCCAUUCUCACCGUUAGCAUGGCCACUGCUGCAAUGUCACACCAUUUUUUUGUGUGUGUGUGUGUGUGUGUUUUCUUUUCCUCUACUGACUGGGCCUGUAGUCCAACCAGGCUCUAGUUCGAAAUGUGCCAGAGCUUAGAGGAGUUCUUAAACACUGUCAUCACAGGAGAUAAUCUCACUCGAUAUCUUUUUUUUUUUCUGGCUUUGUUGUUGCUCAGAUAUUCUCUAGAGAGAAAUUGUGUCAUCCCACUGUGUGUGUGAGUGUGUGUGUGUGUGUGUUUCAGCCAUCUACAUCGCGGAUAUUUGACACAAAAACAAUGGUUGUGACUUACAUUAUUAUUACAGUGUAAUUCUGUGUCUUGACUGAAGCCCCAAGUUGUACUUAAGUCUUUUUCAUGAGUAAUAACAGGGUGAAUGUCACCAUGUAAUCGCCUCUCUCUCCCUUCUCUCUCUCUCUCUCUCUUUCUUUCUCUCUCUCUUCUCUCUCUCCCUCCCUCCCUAUCUCCCUUUCUCUCAGGAGUUGUUGUCUAUUUUAUUCUCUGGUUCUACGGAAGAGAGCAGGUUUUUCCCCAUGUUAAAAUGUUUCAGUCGUCACUAAGAUUUGUGUAAACCACUUUUUCCUCAAGUGUGACAUGGUAUUAAACAAGGUCUUACCA
Sardina pilchardus (European sardine) is the source of this 2792-nucleotide messenger RNA. It is a transcript of the gene cfdp1, whose product is annotated as craniofacial development protein 1. NCBI's taxonomy places the organism in Eukaryota, Metazoa, Chordata, Actinopteri, Clupeiformes, Clupeidae. The record is from RefSeq and is a predicted model, not a curated record. Gene Ontology annotation, cellular component: Swr1 complex. The coding region runs from base 175 to 1098 and encodes 307 amino acids. The transcript has 8 exons.